AGCUGUACAUUUGAAAAGGGUCUGGUCUGCGCAGUUCGAGUAGAGUACUAGACAACUCCAGCUUCCGUUAACUGUAGAGAGGGCAAACGAUAGCGUUUAAUUCAGCGCACAUAAGGACCUGGAAAAAACGCACUCUAAUCUAAGGAGUGUAGAUUAGACAAAGCUUUUGUCUUUCAGCAAAGAAAUGACAUUGGGACACGAUAAUCUCUUGAAAUAUAAGAACGCAUUAACGAGCUGAAAUACUUCCCACGCUAUUUCACCUACAAGGAGGAAUUGCAUCUACAUGUAUUCUGAGUUCACCAUCACGAAGUGACACUGAGCUGAAUUUGUGCAGGAACGGUGAGAAAGGAAUCAAAAUGCGCGUAAUCCGUGCAGUUAUUUUACUUGGAUUUUUUUGCCAGCACGCCCGAGGUGAACCUGUCAACCCCAAAAAUGACUCCGCCAUUGAAACGCACAACGUGACCGAAAACAAAACGGAAUACGCCAAAGCAGUUACCGUCACUGCCACCCCCAUAAGUUCCCAAGGCACGGAAAAGAGCUUGAUGGCAUCCCAAGGCUCCAUUGCUGGUUCUUCCCCUUCCCCAACGACGGUCACAAGUUCAGGUGGUUCUGAACCUUCUUCCACCACUGACUUCAGAAGCUCUACUCACAUUCUUACUACGUCCACCAGUCCAACACCUGGGGAUAAACAGGUCUCCAAAGCCCCCCACUCAAGCUCCACGGUUUUUACGCCUUCUACCGUGUCCCCCAGCCCAGUCCAAACAACCAAAUCCACGGAAGACCCAGUGGUUCUGUCUGCCUCAAGUUCCUACACCACAGCAACCACAGGCAUGUCUUCCAAGCCCAGGCUAACAACAAAAACCAUGGUCCAUAUAACCCAGAAAACCUCAGCAUCCACCUCCGGCAGUGUGAAUCGGUAUGUCCUGACCACAAGCACAUCUGCAACCAAGAGCACGGCCAUAGCCUUGGGCAUGAGGACGACCACCACCAGCACAGCAGUUAAUACCUUUCAAAAGCCCUUCAAUAUGACCUUCUCCACAGAGGAUGACCGGGGAAAGGACGGACAGGGAGAGGAAGACUUGUAUAAGAUCUGCCAGAAGCUGAUGAAGGACAUGCAGAAAGCAGAGUGCUCGCUGAAGGGACGUUACGGAGAAAACAGUGAAAUUAUUUUUGAGGGUGGAGUCAUUCGAGUCAGCCCUACGCUUUUGGAAGAAUACUACAAAGAUCUCAAGAGCACACCUGACAACACCACGCUGAUCGCCGUCCUGGCUUCCUGUAGCGCCCUGCUGGCCGUGAUAAUCGGCCUGGCCGUCUACGCGGUGUGCCACUGCAGAGCCAACAGAAAGGACCAGCAGCACCUGACAGAGGAGCUGCAGACGGUUGAGAACGGUUACCAUGACAACCCCACACUGGAGGUGAUGGAGGUGCAGCCGGAGAUGCAGGAGAAGGUGGCCCUGGGUGGGGAGCUAAACAGCAGCUGGAUCGUCCCCGGCAACAGCCUGCCCAAAGAGGACAUACCCGAUGAGGAGGACACACACCUGUAGGCCACGGCCUUUCCCCUUUGACCCCUGAGGUCAACAUGGAUAUGCUACACGCCAGUCAAAAGGAUACUGACAAAUGACUGCGGUCACCAUGGAAACACUGCCAAGCCAGCAGAGAGCACACAUUGGUUGGUGUGGUCACUUAGCUAUAUCACAGAAUGACUUUCUGUGCACCAAUAUGUGAAAGUAUUUAAAUCAUAAAAUGCCAAACUCUCACCCCCAAACCCAAAUAUACAAUCUCUAGGCACUAAAGCUGUAGCUCCUGCCUUGGUCCCUGUGAUGGUCAUGUGACUCCAAUCUGCACAAUUUAACAACUGAAUGUACAGUGCACUAUUUUAAUCUUUAAAAAUAUGCAUGUAAAAAUUAUAUGUAUUUAACUGAUCUUGGAUAUUGUAUAAGGGAAUGCAAUUAGCGCAAAAAAUGUUCUAAAUUCAAUUCAACAUUCAAUCUCCUACAGUCGAGGCCCUCAGGUUAGUGGACUGAAUGUACUGCCCCUGGGUUGUGAGGAUAUCUCAUCCCUGGAACCCUUAUGGAACUUUUCUGGAGUCCUUGGGACUGGCUCGCGAGUCAGGCUCAUGGGCCCAUGGUAAUAUAAGCCUGACCUGGCUGACACUCUGACAUGAGAACUUUCCUGCUUUGCUAAAAGGCAUGUGACAUGGCUAAUGCCACACACAUUAGGAUGAAAUGUGCAAUUGGCUUUGAGAGUCCCAGAGACUCCAUCGCAUGUUGUUGUCAUGUGAUAUGCAACAGCCAAUCAAGACUUCUGGGAGGUCUGGUUAAAUGUGUUGUCUAUACGUGUCGUAUUGUUUUUGAGUACCAAUAGAUGAGACCAGGCAAGUGAUAGUUAGUGGCACAUACGCUGAAGCCAACCAACAUAUGCCCCCUGCCCUGAAACAGCAAAAGUUCCCUUUUGGCUGCAUAUUAUUAAAUAUUUUUAUUUUCAACCACAGGUGCCCUUUGCAAUGACAAAAAUCUAUCAGUAAAAAAUCUACCCCGUCCUGGUGAUCUGUAAUCAUACUCAUUGCAACCCGCUCCCAAAAAAGACUGUGCACAGCCCUGUCACAAAUAUAAUCUGUGGCAAUUGAGCUUUUAAGGCUAAUGCGUUCAUUUCACAGAGACACCCCCAAUCCCAGUGUAGUGAAUGAUUGCUUGGGCAAUUUUAAUAACUGACAAAAACAACCUCUGAAAGUAAGGAAAUUACCAGUGUAAUCACUAUCUUUGUAUAUAUCCUGUGUAAAAGUGAAUUUGUCCAACACACUGUGCAAUGGUAAACAACAUCCAGUAUUAGAUCCAAGACCCAAUACAAAAGGGCCCUGAUAUUAGAAUCUAUGCUUAUGGAAUAUCUGUGCCAAGUUCUGUGGGCUAGGUUAAACAGACUGAUCCAUUUUUGUAUAAUACCAAUAAACAUUUGUGGAAACAUACCAAAAGUAGUCAUUUGUGGAUGCUCCACCAUUUUUGAGUUUUCGUAAAAACACUUAUAAUGCUUCUCCCCUGCAAAAACGGAUCAAUUCGCACAAAUUUUGGCGUGCUGAAUCUGUGGACUGACAUCUUCACCGGUCACUUUAUUAGUCACACCUGCUCAUUAACGCAGAUAUCCUGCUCCUCCAACCGGCAAAUCCUGUGGCUGCAACUCAAUGCAUAAAACACUUUUUGUUCAGUCAAACAUUAGAAUGAGCCCCGAUGCUUGGUGUUAGUGACUUCAACAGCAAUGCGAUAGUUGGUGCCAAACGUGGUGGUUACAGGAUCUCAGAAACAGCUGCCCUCAUGGGAUUUUCAUGCAAUACAGUCUCUAGAGUACAGUUUCUACAGAGAAAGGUGUGAUAAACAAAAACCAUCCUGUGCACAGGAGUUCUGUGGACCCAAAAACACCUCGUUAAUGAGAUGGGUCAUUAGGAUUUGGCAGAAAGGGAGGUUUGCAUCAUGAAUGUGUGCCUAAAAGAUCCGCAGAAACUGCGCGAUGCUAUUGACAUAGGCUAUGUUUUAAAGAAAACUUACAGUAGAAAAGAUUUGUCAGUUUAACUGUGGGUGUUGCAUGUCACAUAAAUAUCUGUAACUCAAAGGCGGUCUGAUGAAAUAUCACACAACAUGGUCGACAUCUGCACAAAAGGCCUGAGCUCAGUACAUUAGCGUGGCCUAUCCCCAGCCCACAAGGUGGUGCUAGAGAGCAGCUAAUAUUUUAAAAACGUACUUAAAAAUCAACAUUCAUUCAGAGGUCACAAACUCUAUAAAACGUUGUGCAAUAAUGUUGAAAACUAAAAACCAAAAAAUAAAUAAAUAAAUGCUAAAAACCACUAAAGCACCUUAUAGGCCUCUAAGUUGGAGUGGGUCCAGCUUAACAGUAGGAAGACAUGGAAGGUAGAACAGGCACUUCCGACUCUGGGAAUAACUACUUUCAGUUAUAUUUAAAUUUGGAAUUGUUUGUGUAAAGAGCCAGAUAGUAGUGGUGCCAUUGCUAACACAAAUAUAUGCAAUAUGCACAAAUGUGUUCACAUGCAAAAAAAAAAAAAAAAAAGAACCAAGAGAUGCAAAAAAGACAGUUGGCAUUGUUUUAUUAAGAAAACCUGAACAAAAUACAAUCUUUUAGUCAUUAUGUACAUUACAUACAAUGCAAUUCUGUAGUUUUCUCCCAACAUUCACUUCUCCACAGAGUAGUGCUCACAAAACUCUCCCAACAUUCACUUCUCCACAGAGUAGUGCUCACAACACCAGAGUACCAGCUAUCUCGGUUUCCACAAAAAAGAAACUGGAAAAACAAAACAAAAAGAAAAAAAAAAAAAAAAAAAAUCAAGAACAGCAUUCAAUUUAGCUCCUACAAUAAGAAACAAACUGCUAAAGAGAAUGAAUUUGGCGUUGCAUUACAAAAAGAUGCUUCAUUUAAUUUUCUGACACAACCCUUCCCCCGCACUUUCCUGGCAUAAGAGGGGGGGGGCUCUUGAAAGCCGCAUUAAUUACAAGUCCACCUUAUUUUCAUGGUAAAUGUAAUGGAUUCCUGAAGCCACUAGAGGGCCAAGACUCUUAUCCAAAAAAAAAAAAAAAACGGCAGACACACAAAAUGAAGACAGUCGACAAAUACUUCAGCAGAUCAUUCAACUGUGUUAUGAAAUCAAUAAAGAGUUGUCAAAAUAUUCCCGUGACAGCACAGGAAAUGCAUUUCAAGUCCUUUAAAUAUUGUCAGACAAACAUGUUUAAUAGGCAAAGACGUAGGUACAUUUUAGCAAAAGAUGUACACAAAAAAAAAAAAAAUGACAAGAUUACCUGGGAGGGACACAGGAGCUCCACACCCAGGUCUUAUCGAUCGCUGAUUUAGGAUUUAUGAUUCAUAUGAAGUACUGACCACAGAAUGUUUUUUUUUUUUUUUUUUUUUUUUUUUUUUUUUUUUAAACCUUCAUUUCAGCCAUUGUUUCCAGCAUGAUAAAUAGUUUUACCCUGAGUCACACAGAUCA
Molecule: messenger RNA, 4984 nt
Organism: Anguilla rostrata (American eel)
Lineage: Eukaryota; Metazoa; Chordata; Actinopteri; Anguilliformes; Anguillidae
Product: podocalyxin-like
Exons: 9
Coding region: 357-1544 (395 amino acids)
Biological process (GO): positive regulation of cell-cell adhesion mediated by integrin; regulation of microvillus assembly; cell migration
Cellular component (GO): apical plasma membrane; microvillus membrane
Source: RefSeq, a predicted model, not a curated record